UUCACAAUGAACCGAACUCUCAAAACUCUCAAAUCAAUGAGUUUGAUGGCCCUAACCAAUUUAAUCAACAACUUUUCGUUGGUCCCAACCAUCAUAUUGGAUCUUUUCAACAACAUUCUCAUUACAUUGGGCCUGUUCAACAUCCUCAAAUUAUAAAUGGACCGGCUCAGCAACCACUUAUUUUGAAUGGACUUCACUGCCCUCCACCCCCUCUUAUUAAUGGAUCCGACCAACUUCCUCAAAUCGCUGAGAUAAACAAUAUUAAUAAUAUAAAUAAUAUUCCACCUGCUAAUCAGCACAUUCAAUACCCUAAUAGUCAAGCCACAAAUUUAUUUAAAAAUUACUCGAUUCAACCCCCGUUGACUCCCAUGCAAGCCAACAUCCAAAUCAAUAAUAACCUCCAAAGACAACAAUCAUUCACGUCUCAAGCUUCAAAUACGGCUGAUCAGCGCUUACAAGACUUUAGAAAUUGUAAUUGUCAAAAGUGA
This is a messenger RNA of Racocetra persica, 488 nucleotides long. The record is from the annotation of a GenBank genome assembly. NCBI's taxonomy places the organism in Eukaryota, Fungi, Glomeromycota, Glomeromycetes, Diversisporales, Gigasporaceae.